This is a messenger RNA of Austrofundulus limnaeus, 3048 nucleotides long. It is a transcript of the gene cpap, whose product is annotated as centrosome assembly and centriole elongation protein. The record is from RefSeq and is a predicted model, not a curated record. Gene Ontology annotation, cellular component: centriole; centrosome. Gene Ontology annotation, molecular function: tubulin binding. NCBI's taxonomy places the organism in Eukaryota, Metazoa, Chordata, Actinopteri, Cyprinodontiformes, Rivulidae. Gene Ontology annotation, biological process: cilium assembly; centriole elongation.
UUGUUGGCUCUCGCGGGCUUUGUUUUGAUAUGGCGGCAGGUUUCGAAACUUCUGUUUGUUAUAUCUGUUUAACGAUUUCCUUCACAAUUAUAAGGCUGGUUUCCCCUUUUGUUACAGCAUCAGAAAGAGCCUGUUGUUGGAAAGUGCUUCUUCAUAAUGAAAUCAACCCUUAAUCUGUCGUUCAAAUCCCGGAUUAGCAACCUCUGAUUGRCCGACACGCCUCGGCCGACAACAUCAUGUCGUCUCCAGCCGGGCUGCAGUACUCCCAGGCGGAUUUCCUGGCCCGGUGGAUGCCGAGCAGCACCAGAGCUGGGGUGAUUCUCAGCCCCUCCCCGGAUCUGGCUGGAUCCUUACGACCCAUCCCCGCCACGGGAUCCCCGCCACUGCAGCCCGACGACUCCUUCACAUCCAGCUUCGCCCCUCUGCCGGCCUCYGCAGACAGCAGCUGCCUGGAUGUGGAUGGACCCGGACGGGUGGUCGGUACUGAKGGGCCGGAGGACGGCUCGGAUCCAGAUGGACAGCUAGGCAUUUUGAAUGACGUGACAAGCAAAACACAGGAGCUACCUCUUGAGAUGAAGCUGGAACAGUUGAGACAAUGGCAGCAGCACAUGCAGGAGCAGCUAAAAGGCCAUCAGCUGGAGGAGCUGCUGCAGCUGCAGGAGGAGCAUCUGAGGCUGCUGGGAAUCAUGAAUGAAUCCCAGAUUUGCACAAAAGAGAGUUCAGAAUCUUCGGGAACCAAGUGGGAUGAAGAAGUGAUCCAUGCUGAUACGAGCUGCAGCGAGAUCACACAGAGAACCGGUGGCCUCCUACAGGAAAAACAGCUUUUAGCAGCAGGAAGGCAGGAGCUGCUGCUCAAACGCCAGGGUUGUUAUGACGGUGAUGAAGACGAAACAUGGGACUCCACAGAUGUUCAGGAGGAGGGACCUGAAACUAGAAAUUUUACGAGGCAACCAGAAGAUGCMGUUCAAAGUGAAAACUACAUGAAAAAUCCAGAUCAAGUUUUUAUUGACAGGCCGAUAAGGCCGGGAGUCGGGGGUCCGAAGCAGACGUUUGAGGAACUGUUGGAGGAGCAGCUCAGACUGGAGGAACAGAGGCUGAAGUGUGUCCAACAGCAACACAAGGCAAACGGAACUGAAGCCCCUCUCAAGAGGCCCUUUCUGAAGCGAGGCGAGGGCCUUUCCAGAUUUACCAGCAAAGCUUCUUCUCUAAAGGUGGAGGUGAAGAAAGACGAAAAACUACAAGCCCAAGGCAGAGUCAUUUCCCGCAGCAACUCUGCGCCUGUUUUCAUGGGGCGAGGCUGUUCCAGCAGUGUCCCGCAGCUUCCCGUCCAACGGAAAACUGCCGUUCUCCCCACAGAAAACCCACAGAGGGGACUCCGUGUGCCUCCACRCAACAUCAAAGCACAGAGCAAGGCGGCACGGACAAAAGUUUCAGGUAGUCGUCAGAGACAAAAAACAGCCCUAGAGUUGAUCCAAACAGAACCAGAGGCCGGACAAAACCAGCCUCUAACGGAGCAGAAUAAGAAAGUGGGCGUGUCGGUUCAGACUCUGAAAAACUGUGGUUCUAACUUGCAGCAGGACCCUGAAACCAAACAGGUGGACCUUUUAGGUAGGCUGGAGAAAGCUGUUCCAAAACAGGAAGUAACCAGGUCAGAGGGGGGACGUGAACCUCCUCUGGAUUCCAUGGCGUUAUCGUUCCAGGAGAAGCUCCGGCGCUGGGAGCGUGACCGGCAGGUGGAGAGCAUGGAGCUGGGAGAGUUUGAGCUGCUGGAGCAAGCUGCYGAGGAGCUGUCCUUCUCCUCUACCUCCUCCUUCGUCAUGAAGGUUCUUCAGUUGGACCAGCAGAAGUGGCAGGCUGCUGCGGGGCUCCACCAGAGACGCCUCUCCUCCACCCCCAUCAAAUCGCCUCCCAGGAGUGAAGCUCAGGAGUGCAGCGGCAUUCAGCACGGAGAUGUUUUAGGCUGUGAAAGCACUUCUGUGGGGAAGAGAAGUGAGACCCUCGAGGACAAAGUGAGCACCGACGAUGAGGAAGAAGGCAAACAAGAGAUGUCUGACAUGUCCUCAGACUGCAGCUCUGACUUUAGAGGUAAAGAAGUUGUGGUCAAAGGAGCUGCUGUCUUCCCUACAAGGUCUGAGCCUCCAUAUGACAAGAGGUCUUAUCAGGAUGAGGACAGCUUCAGGGACUCGGAGACAGACACGCCACAUGAGGAAGAUGAGGAGAGAGACGGUGCUGAAGACUCAACGCUGACAGAGGACAGAGACAGCCAGCAGGGAAGGGUUGUGUUUGACGAUGACGACACGUGGAACGACCUGGACCACACGGCUGCCGGUGAGACCAGCGAGUGCAGAGCGUUCAGUCCGGUUCCCAAACCCACAGUCUGUGGAGCUUCACCACCGGAGAAGACUCUGUUCAGGAAAGUGGCAGCAAGCAAAGCUGUAGAGCCUGACAAAGUCCCGGAGCCUGAUCCACCACCUGCCUCUCAACUCAUGACCAGGUUGUUCCCCUCGCUGAAGCCAAAAGCCCAGAAUGCACCUGUUCCCCCUCCGUCUGCUGCCUCUGAGUGGAAGAAGCCAGAAGAUGAGACAGCAGGGAUCAAAAGUAGCCUGAGGAGGUCUGCUGGGUCGGGAUCUUCAUCCUCCUCUUCAUUAUGUGGCAGAAUGGCAGAGGAGAAACCAGCGGCUGCCGGUCAGAAUCAGAACCCAUCAAACGAGGACCACUCACUGGACUGCUCCCCGAAAAUAGAUCCAGUCCUAAAACAAGCAGAGAGCUGCGAGGUGGAACCAGAACCACCUCAGGAGGUUCUGACUCACCCUGAUGGAAAGGUAGAGAAAGUUCUGGCCAGUGGAGAUCGUCUCGUCGUCUUCCCCAACGGGACCAGGAAGCAGAUUUCAGCCGACGGGCUCUCAGCGAAGGUCACCUUCUUCAACGGAGACACGAAACAAAUCACAGCUGAUCAGAGAGUGAUCUACUUUUAUGCAGAGGCCCAGACCACACACAUCACGUACCCUGAUGGGAUGGAGGUCCUGCACUUUCCCAACAACCAGACAG